Cavia porcellus (domestic guinea pig) is the source of this 5664-nucleotide messenger RNA. It is a transcript of the gene Sgo1, whose product is annotated as shugoshin 1. The record is from RefSeq and is a predicted model, not a curated record. The transcript has 8 exons. Gene Ontology annotation, biological process: meiotic chromosome segregation. The coding region runs from base 315 to 1883 and encodes 522 amino acids. Gene Ontology annotation, cellular component: chromosome, centromeric region; nucleus. Lineage: Eukaryota; Metazoa; Chordata; Mammalia; Rodentia; Caviidae.
CAAUAGGUGAGUGUGGCGGGGAAUUUCGAAUGUGGCGGCGACAGUAGCGGGCGACCGGAGACUUUGCCGCAGGCCUGGAGCGCUGGAACGCGGGGCUCACGCGAGUCGGGACGGAUUGGCGGAGGCUUGAGAUGUGAGGAAGAGGGCGACAGCUGGCCCAAGAUGAGGUUUUACUAUCUUGCCCAGGCUGAUCUCGACCUCAUGAUUGCCCUGCCUCAGCCUCCUGAGUAGUUGGGAUUACAGAUGCACAUCACAAUGCCUAGAAAUUAAUGAAAUUUUAAAGCUACAGAAUCAAAAGUAUCACCAGGCAAAAGAUGGCCAAAGAAAGGUGCCAGAAAAAGACCUUUCAAGAUAGUCUUGAAGACAUAAAGAGGCGAAUGAAAGAGAAAAGGAAUAAAAACUUGGCCGAGAUUGGCAAACGCAGAUCCUUUAUAACUGCACCAAGCCAAAUAACUACCAACACUUAUACACUGCUGAAAAAUUACCAAGACAACAACAGAAUGUUAGUUUUAGCUCUGGAAAAUGAAAAAUCCAAAGUAAGAGAAGCCCAAGAUAUCAUCCUACAACUAAGAAAAGAAUGUUACUACCUUACAUGUCAGCUGUAUGCACUGAAAAAAAAACUCACUUCACAACAAACAGAAGAUGAUACUGCUCAGAACCAGGAAGUAUGUCUCACAGGAAUGGACUCCAAUAAUGACGACAACUCUGGAGAUUUAUUUGCAAAGGAUUUACCGCAAGUUCCUUUUCAAGAAACUGACCUUCCAGCACAUGGAGAAUCAUUCCAACAAGAAGAGCAAAUUCUUUGUACUCAAGACACAGUGGGAUCUGAUUUUGAUUCGGGUGAAGCUAAACCUACUACUAAUGUCUUACCUAGAACCGUAUCACUCCGUCGCCACAUAAAGGAACAUCUUAACACACUAAGUCAGCCUGAUACUUUGGGUGAUUUUGAAACCAGUCAUUUGUCUUUUGAACUGGAAAGAAUAAGAUAUGUAGACCCAGCAGUAAACAUGCUCAUACCAGGAAAUGAAGAAAAAAGUGUCUGUCAGUGGAACAGAGACAAAAUUAAUUUAUCACCAAGGCUGAUUCAACCAGGAAAGUUUACCAAAAUGAAAGAGGUCAUUUUAGAAUCUAAAUCUGAAAAAGAAAGUAAGCACAGAGAUGUACAACUAGGAAAAAAAGAGAAAAGAAAAGCUAACAGAAGAAAAUCUAAGUCUACACCAAAGCAUAAAAGGAAUAAAAGUAAAAAUCAAAAAACUGUUUGCUCUCAAAAAAUGGAUGAAUCUUUCAGUUCCACUGAUGCUUAUAAUUUUAAUUUGGAAGAGGGCGUUCAUGUCACUCCUUUCCGACAAAAAGGAAACACUGAUUCUGAUAGAGAAGAAAACAACAGUAAGUCUCAAGUGAGUAUCUGUGAAUCCAGCAGUUAUGAAGAUGAUUCUGAUGAUCUCUAUGUACCUGACUGUAAUUAUACUGAGAGUCUCACAAGCUUAUCAGAUAGACCAAUCACCAGGCCUCAAAAUAAAAGAGCGUUAAACUACACAGAUAUACAAGAGAUGGAGGAUUCAAAGCCAACAAAAACUCCUACCGGUGCAACACCUAAGACUCGCCUAUCACUUCCAUCACCUCAUUGUAACCUGAAGGACAUCACCAAUGUUCCGUUUCCUGAAAUAAAAAUCAGGAAACUUUCUCUUUCUCCAGAAAAGAAUAAGGAAAGCACACCCAUGUGUCUCCCCAAGCGCAGGUGCACAAGCAGUGUGAACUACAAGGAGCCAACAUUAGCUUCGAAACUAAGAAGAGGAGACCCUUUCACAGAUUUGUGUUUCUUGAAUUCUCCUAUUUUCAAGCAGAAAAAGAAUUCAAGACGUUCUAAAAAAAGUUUAAAGUAAAUACGGCACAUCUCUUUUUGGGUGCUGUUUAAGUCUAUCUUGUAUCCUUUUCUGUUGCUCCGGCAGAGAAUCUGUAAGACAGUAUACAAGUGGGUGCAACUACUGCCAUCGAAUAUUCUCUUCCUAGGAACCUGGAUGUGAACAUUUCUUCAAAAUCACAUUUUGUAUAGCUUCUUAUAUGCCUAGACCCUUUGAUUUUGUUCAAAUUAUAUCAUUUUCUGGCAUCUUUUAUGUUUCCUUUAGGUGGGGGAAUACUGUUUUUUAAAACUAGGACAAAGAUCUUUUGAAACUCCUAUUUAAUUUUUGGGUAAAAUAAACCCUUGACAUUUGUAGAAGGUAUACCCUAAGUUUAUGGAUCUCUACUACUACUGUUGUAUUUGAUUCCUCAGAUUUAAAGGUUUCCAAAGUCACAAGAGAAACAAUGGUUGGUCAGGCUUAUGAGCUAGUCUAGGGAAUGAGUAUGUGUUGAACUUGGCAGCUUGGGAAAACCAAGUUACCAUGUCCUGGAGACUCAGAACUCCUGGCUGAGGCAAAAAUCUCAAGUAUUAACUAUGUGAACGCUAAGGGCUUUUUUCUGUUUUAGAUCAACUAGUGAGAAGAAAUUAGUUCAAUUCAUAGUGUUUGACAUCUAUACUUGUAUGCACCUCUUUAAACUUUUAGAUCACUAUAGGUGGUUCAUUUUUAAAGAAUAAAAUUUAUAUAAGAUAGCACUUGUACUCUCCUUCUAUUCUUUAAAUAUAUGGCUUUCUUGCUAGCUUUCACUCUUCUCCUCCUCUAACAUUUUCACCCUCCUCCCCCUUUCUCUAUACUCACUGCCAGGGAACUGCUGGCAUCCAACCUAACAUCUGGCUUCCAACUUUUCAUUAUAUAGUCUCCAUGUCUGUGAACAGUAUUUUCUAAUCUCAGGCUGAGGAUGUGGCUGUGAUAAGGCACUUACAUACCAUGUGAUACCCUAGGCUUAUUCCCCAACGUCAAAAAAAAAAAUAAGUUCUACUUUCACCUGACCCAGGGUUUUUCUUGUUGGGUUGUGGGGAUAUUUUUUUUAAGAUAGGGUCUCACUAUAUCCUCCAGCACGGCCUUGAACUCCCUAUAGCACAGGCUGACCUCAAAGUCCUGCUACCUCAGCCAUAUUUUCUUGACUACACCUCUGUUGUCUGUCUGCACUAUCAGUCACACUCAAAAUGCUUUUUUAUCCCCAAUUUUCUUAUCCCUUAAGUCAUCAAUCUGUACGUAAUAUUUCCCAGUCUCCUCUUACCAUUUUUAUCAAUCACCCCUUUACAUCUAUUUUGUACACCUAUUUUUGUGGUUCAUGGAAACUACAGAGUGACUGCCUUCACUAAAACUAAAUACAAUUUAAAGUUCCUUUUUGCUGGGCAUGAUGGUGCACUCUUGUAAUCUCAGCACUCAGGAGACUGAGGCGGGAGGAUCACCAUGAAUUUAAAGCCAGUUUGGGCUACAUAAGUGAGUUAAAGACCAGCCUGUACUACACAGUGAAACCCAACCUAAAAAAAGAAUUUCAGUUUCUCAGUCUCAGAAUAUUUCACUAGUAGUUACCAUAUUGUGGACUACAAAUUUCUAUAAUCAGAAAACUUGGUGGCCAGAGAAUCAGCAUCUGCUGUAAUCAGCAUUUGCAUGUGUGUUGGAAACCUGAAUUUCAUUCUCACCUUUGGCUGUUUGAAAGGUGCUCUGUAGAAGUCUGUUUUGUACAUUUUUAACUAAUUGAACUUCUUGGAUUUUUCUACAGUCAAAGAGUAUUAGAUCCUUGUAAUAGCUGGGGUGUAGUUCAGUGGCAACUUUGCAUAGCAUGUGGGAGGCCCUGGUUUUGAUCCCCAGCACCACAAAGAUACUAAAAAAGAAACCUGUAAUAAUUUGCUUAUUUGUAAAGGAAGUCGGACAUGACUUUUGUUUUGCCAAGGUUGCUGCAGUUCAGUCAUAAUGAUUUUUAUUUCCCCCUGCAGAGCCUUGUUGUGUACUUUAAAUCUGUACAUGAUACUGGUUGACAGUUGGGGCUGCAGGAUUUUGGAGUUUCUGUUUUUGAUGUUUUGGUGCUGAGGAUAGGUCUUAUCCAUUCUAGGAAAUCACUGUGCCAGGGAGCUACAUCUACAGUCUUCCCUCUAGCUUUCAUAAAGAAUUUCCUCACUGUAGAACCAAGAUCUCUAGUCAGUGAUUCUGCAGCAUCGUGUUCUUGAGAAAUAGGAUGUGGAGACUACCUGGAGGAUGUAAGGUGAACCACUGAUGUCUAUUACUUUGGCAGAACUUUUAUUUUUGCUGUUCAAGUACUGUAGUUGCCAUGUCUGUCUGUCUGAAUUCUGCCUUCAUUGAUAUUGAUUCUACCCUUAGCUAUAGGAAUGGACAUUUCUGUGGUUUAAAUAGAGAAAAAGAGUUUUUAAAGUAUUGUGAUGGAAAUAACAUGUCGUCACAUACAAAUAAAAGGACAACAUCUUACCAGAUAAUGCUGCUCUAAGUCAGUAGAAGGCAAAUUGUAGCCAAUGAUCCAAAUGUAGUAUACUAUUUUUGGAUGAUCUGCAAAGAAUGGCUUUUAAAUAGCUGAAGAAAACUUUGGAAUCAAUUUUGAUGACAGGGUAUACUAAUUUUCAACCCACAUAAAAUAUGUAACAUCAAUUUUGCCUCUUGGGCAGCAAAGCAUAAAAUUAUUUCUUUGUCCCUUUUUCAAGAGUUUGCUAAUUAUUACACUAGAUCACACUGACUUUUUACUUCACAGAUUUUUUUCUGAGACAGGGUGUCACUAUAUAGUAACAUAUCCCUGGCUAGCUCCAAACUUUCAGUGAUCCUCCUGUCUCACUUUAACAUUUUACAUAAACCAUACCAUACAUAUCUUCUUGCAGCUGACUUUUUAACACUGAGAUUUAUCAAUGUUGAAUUUCACAUACAUACACAAAUGCAGUUUGCUUUAAUAAACCUAAAGAUAAUGUCUGCGUUUGUCAUUGUUAUGGUGUGGGUCUAGAUAGUCUCCACAAACCCUCAGAUUUUCUGGGGCUAGGUGAAGCUGGAGUGAAUGGCUGAUUCAUGGCCCAAUGCUGGGAUUAAGGGGUUGAGUGUGACAGCCUCCCCAAGGUAGGUGGCCUGCAUCCAAGCUAAGGGACUGACAGAGACAACUCCCCCUCUCAUCUCUGCCUCUCUUUCCCUCAUUGCUUUUGGCUCUUGCACACCAUGAAUGGUUGUCCCUCUGCCAUGAGCCACUUUUCCUUGGAGCCAGCCAACUAUGGACUAAAACCUUCCCAAGCUGAGCUAAAUAAAUCUUCCUAUAAGAAGAAAGUAACUAAGUCACUGUUAGCUUCCUUUUUCUACAAUGUUCUCAUAAAGAAACCAGGUCAUAAGCAGUUCAUACAUUACAUUAAAGGGGGUUUUGUGAGGCCUGUGGUUGUUCCCUCGCCUCCUUUGUUUACAUCACUGAACACCACUGCUAAGGGUAACGGCAGAGAACUUCCCCGUGGGGAAGAGUCAACAGUGGCCCAAAGCUCCUGCUGGGACAGGAAUAAGGCAGCAACAUUCUCCAGUAUGCAUUUUAUUAGUAAUAAAGGUCUAUGUUAGUAAUUAUAUGCCCUAUUUUUGUUCCCUCUGGGUUCAGAUUUUAGUACAUAAGAGGAAUCUCUGUGGAGUCCUCUUGAAGCCCAACAAGAUACAUAUUUCCUAAAGAUAGCAUUGUGGGUAACAGUAGCAGCUCACAUAGAAGAUAUUUAAAAAUUAGCUUUAUUCUUCUACUUCACAGGUGUAAAAAAAAAAAAAAAACCAAAACAUUAAAAAAAUCUUUGAUUUUUAA